Messenger RNA from Arachis ipaensis, 1287 nucleotides. RefSeq lists its product as uncharacterized. NCBI's taxonomy places the organism in Eukaryota, Viridiplantae, Streptophyta, Magnoliopsida, Fabales, Fabaceae. The record is from RefSeq and is a predicted model, not a curated record.
AUGGUAAAAGAACUCAAGAGGAAACAUAGGUUGGAUAUGUUAGGUUUGGUAGAGACUAAAAGACAGCUAGUGACAAGGUUUGAUGUAUCAAAAAUUUGGGGGAGUGGAAGCGCAGGAUGGGAAUAUGUGGAGUCUGAUGGUGCCUCUGGUGUCUUGUUAUUGAUGUGGGAUGAUGGUUUCUUUAAAAUGCGAAAUUGCUAUAAAGGUGAGCGAUGGCUGUGUGUUGAAGGGGUACUGUCAGAGAAGUCUGUUAACUGUGCGUUUUUCUUGGUUUAUGGGGCUCACACGAGAGAUGAGAAAUGUGUUGUGUGGGAGGAGCUGAGUUACAUGGCUGGCUUAUGUCCAGGCGCCUGUUGUUUUCUGGGGGAUUUUAAUGAGAUUGGACAAGUGGAAGAAAGGCGAGGUCUAGAAAGCUUACCUCUGUCGGCACAGGACUAUAAGGAUUGGGUACAUGACAUGGGUUUGGUGAACUUGCCAAUCUCAGAUCGGUUUCUAAGGAUGGUUAAGGAGGAAUGGAGAGGGCUGGGAGAGAUACAAUUCACCGAUAAACUGAAGGCGUUGACGGUUCCUUUGGGGAGAUUGCACAGAGACAACUUUGGUGAUAUGGACAGGAAAAUUUUGAAGUUUGAGGAAGAGAUUCAGAAGAUUGAUGACAUGGUUGGCAAUGGGAACUAUGAUGAGACAGUGGAAGCAAGAAGGAAGGCGUUAGUUAAGUGCUGUGAGAAAUGGUAUGUGAGGAAAGAAUUACAUUGGAAGCAGAUGUCAAGGUCGAGGCUUGCAAGGGACAUGGAUAAAAAUACGAGAUACUUUCAUAACUUAGCUUCGGCAAGACAGCGAAAUAACAGGAUUGAUACACUGGCUAUUAAUGGAAGAUUGAUAAGGAAUCAAGCUAGGAUUAAAAUUUCCAUCAGGGAGUUUUACAAAGAAUUAUAUCAUCAAGAGAGGUCCCCUGAGGUGGGAUUCAGAGAUGGUCUGGUGGAAAGGAUCAGCAAGGAGGAUUCUCUUGCACUAGAGGUGCUACCGUCACCUGAGGAGAUUAAAGAGGCAGUGUGGGAUUGUGAAUCGUCCAAGGCCCCAGGAUGUGACGGUUACAACAUGAACUUCAUAAAGAAGUGUUGGAAUGAUAUAGGAUCGGACUUCACGGCAGCGGUGUUGGGUUUCUUCCAAUCUUCAAGGUUGCCGCCUGAUGCUAAUGUCACAUGGGUGGCGCUGGCCCCAAGUUUUCUGGUGCUAAGGAAAUCAAAGAUUUGCGUCCGAUUAGCAUGGUGGGGUGUGUAUAUAAGGUAA